AUGAGCCCAAAACUAAACCUGGAGAAACAACUACAAGAACUUCCAAACACCAAGAGAGAAGGCGAAACAGCCGUCUAUCGUAAUGCACUUUACCCCGAUCUUAUUGAACGUAUUGAGCCCAAUGUGAAGACGAUGUAUGAUGUCUUCCGUAGAGGUCUCAAGCAAUCUCGUGAUCGUCCAUGCUUAGGCCAUCGUCCUAUUGUCAAUGAAAAGACCGGUCAACGUGGUCCCUAUGUCUGGCAAACCUAUCGUCAAGUAAACCACCGCAUUACCAACUUUGGCUCUGGUCUCAUCAACCUCAUCAACCAUACGCUCAACGAUUCGCGUACCCGCAACAUCCCCAUUGGCAUUUGGGCUGUCAAUCGUCCUGAAUGGACUAUCACCGACCUUGCAUGUGCUGCCUAUGGCAUGUACGUCGUCUCCUUGUAUGACACGCUUGGCCCCGACACGGUUGAAUAUGUCAUGAACCAUGCAGAGAUUGAAACGGUGGUUGUCUCAGCCGAUCAUAUCGCAGACCUUCUCAAGCUUCGUCACAAGCUGCCCAAGUUGCGUGCUAUUGUCUCCAUGGAUGCUUUGGAUCUUGAUUCUCCCUCAGGCCGUGGCACCGUUUUCAAGGCAUGGGCUGAAGAAAAGGGCGUCCUCCUCGUCGACUAUCCUACCCUUGAAGAAGCUGGCAAAAAGAAUCGUCGCUCCUUCAACCCCAGCAAGCCUGAAGAUCUCGCUUUUAUCAUGUACACCAGUGGUACUACAGGCAUGCCCAAGGGUGCUAUGUUGUCCCAUCGCAACUUUGUCUCUGCUAUCUCGGCUACCACCAUUAGCUUAGGUCAAUAUCAGGCUGACGAUGUCUCCAUUUCGUAUUUGCCCCUUGCCCAUAUCUUUGGUCGUCUUGUUGAUAUGGCAUGUUUGACUCGUGGCAAUCGUCUUGGCUAUUUCAGUGGUGAUGUCAAUGGCAUUGUUGAAGAUAUGCAAAUGCUCAAGCCCACCAUUUUCCCCUCUGUGCCUCGUCUCUUGAAUAAGGUCUAUGGCAGCAUUGUGCAAAAGACGGUGGAUGCUCCUGGUACCAAGGGUGCUAUUGCUCGUCGUGCUGUUGCUACCAAGCUCGCCAAUUUGGAAGCUGGCAAUGGUUACACUCACGCAUUUUGGGAUCGUCUCAUCUUUAACAAGGUCCGACAAGCUUUGGGUGGUCGUGUGCGUUACAUCGUCUCCGGCUCUGCUCCUAUCGGUAAAGAUGUGAUGCAAUUCCUUCGUGUUGUCUUGUGCUGUGAUAUCCGUGAAGGCUAUGGUGCAACCGAAACAUGCGCUUCAAGUACCGUUCACAAUGAAGGUGAAUACUUGGCUGGUCAUAUUGGUGUUCCUUUCAACUGUAACGAGAUCAAGCUUGUGGAUGUGCCCGAAAUGGAUUAUUUGUCCACUGAUCCUAACCCCCGUGGUGAAUUGUGCAUUCGUGGUCCUAACGUGUUUAUGGGUUACUACAAGAAUGAAGAAAAGACCCGUGAAGCCUUGGAUGAUGAAGGAUGGUUCCACACUGGUGACGUUGCCAUGAUCAAUGAACGUGGUUGCAUUGUCAUUAUUGAUCGCAAAAAGAACAUCUUCAAGCUUGCUCAGGGUGAAUACAUUGCUCCCGAAAAGAUCGAGAACAUCUACGCCAAGGAUCCUGUUGUUGCUCAAUUGUACGUACAUGGUGACUCUUUGCAAAGCUGCUUGGUUGGUAUCCUUGUUCCUGAUCCUGAAGCUCUCAACACCAUCGUUGCCACCAAGUUGCCCCAUGUUGCUUCCAAGAAACUCAGCUAUCAAGAAUUAUGCAAGAACCGUGAGGUCCACAAGGUCGUUUUGGAGCAACUCACCCGUGUUGGCAAGAAGGCUGGCUUGCGUGGUUUCGAAUUCAUGAAGGCUAUUUACCUCGAAUCAUCGCCUUUCACUAUUGAGAAUGACCUUCUCACCCCCACUCUCAAGGUCAAGCGUCCCCAAACUGCCAAGUUUUAUGAACAACAAAUUGCCGAUCUUUAUGCCGAGAUUGCUUCCUCUUCCGAACCUGCUCGUGCUAAGCUGUAG
Molecule: messenger RNA, 2052 nt
Organism: Lichtheimia ornata
Lineage: Eukaryota; Fungi; Mucoromycota; Mucoromycetes; Mucorales; Lichtheimiaceae
Exons: 6
Coding region: 1-2052 (683 amino acids)
Biological process (GO): long-chain fatty acid metabolic process
Cellular component (GO): endoplasmic reticulum; membrane
Molecular function (GO): long-chain fatty acid-CoA ligase activity
Source: RefSeq, a predicted model, not a curated record